Molecule: messenger RNA, 878 nt
Organism: Aethina tumida (small hive beetle)
Lineage: Eukaryota; Metazoa; Arthropoda; Insecta; Coleoptera; Nitidulidae
Exons: 2
Coding region: 21-857 (278 amino acids)
Cellular component (GO): chitin-based extracellular matrix
Molecular function (GO): structural constituent of chitin-based larval cuticle
Source: RefSeq, a predicted model, not a curated record
UAUACGCAGUAUUUUUCUUUAUGAUUCAGUGCCAGUUUAUUUCUCAAUAUUCAAACAUGAGAAGUCUAAUAAUUUGUUGCGUGUUAGCAGUGGCAUAUUCAGCCAAAAUUCCCAAAUACCACGAGGACCCGAUUCUCCGUCUGGAAAACAACGUGGACCCAAACGGCCAAUACAAAUACGGAUUCGAAUCCAACAGAGCUGCCCGCGAUGAAGUGAGAGGAGCCGACGGCGUAACUAAAGGAUUCUACGCUUACAUCGAUGACGAAGGAAAACAACAAUAUGUAGGUUACAGAGCUGACAGCACUGGUUACCACAUUGACGACGCAGGUGUGCAAGAAACUCCCGAAGUGGCGGCUGCGAGGGCGGCCCACCUGGAGGCUUUCAGACGAGCCCAACAGGAGGCAAUAAACAGACCGAGACAGUAUGAGGAAGAAUACGAAGACGAAGAGAAUGUCCCCGUUUACAAAAUUCCCACUCGUGCCCAGCCUGUUGCUGUUACAACUUCAGCCCCUGUAGAAUUUUUCCCGAAACAACCCGCUGUAAGGACACCUGCAAGAUCCUCUUUCGUGGAUGAAGAUGUGCCUCUUUACAGCACGAGUAGCCUUAACGAACCCUGUCAUGGACCUUUAUGCAAUUUGAAGUACCAGGAGGUGCAAAAAUCUGUUUCUACCGAGGAGAGGCAACGUCAACAACAAAGACCUGCACCGGUUUACGUGCCACAAAAUAAUCAGCACUUUUUAAGGAGCAAUGUCGAGAAUUUGAAUACUUACAGAAGUCAAGUACCAGGCAAAGAUUAUAGUAAAGUGCUUAUAGCUGCUGCUAAAGCUUACACUUCUAUUAUUAAGAAUAGUAAUUAAAUGCAUAUAUUUUAUACGAUA